UGGUGUCGACUCCACGGAGACGCUUCGCAGGAGCGUAGGAAUCAGGGUAAACACUGUGAGCAUUCCAGACACAGGGGAGCGUAUGCAGAAACUGGAAUUAGUCUUCGAGCAUGAUGUCCAAGAUAAGAAGAGGAUUUUGGAGAAAGUUGAACGGAAUCAGGCGUACUAGGGCAUUGAGAUUGAUUCUGAACAAACUGGAUUAACGUAGUUCACUAGUGCGUAGCGGCGAUUAGAAACAGCGAUAUACCCUGCUUUCGGCAGAAUCAAGAUCCCCAUGCUGAUAGGCAGCACAGCACUGGACGCGUUCAAGGAUAUGAAAACAGUUGUGGGGAAUAGUGCUUUAUCGCGUCUCGCUUAUUAGGCUGCAGCUUUCAUCUACUUAAGUAUUGCGCGUUCAUCCAUACAAUGAUUCUACAUCAUCACUUGCACAACAUCCACACAUACAACAACAUCCCAUUGCCAAUAAUCAGAGAUGGCUAGCACUUCCCUGCCCCACCUUCCAGCCGAGCUGUGGGCCCAAGUCCUCCAAAAUGUCGACGAUCCAUUUUCUCUGUGGGUAACCUGCCGUCAGGUAUCGCGUACCUGGAGAACAGAAGGUGAACACGCCUUUCGCGCGAUCUUCCUCCCAAUCCUUCAUAUCAAGUGGACUAGAGUUGCAUUUGGCCGAAUAGCACACACGAUCAUUGCUAUUCCAGACGAGCACUCCAUUAAAUCACAAUCAACAACGCUGUCCCUUGUGCUUCGAUGGGGUGAACCAAGAUCCGAGUUCAUCCCGAACCACCUGGAGGAUUUCACGCGUGACGAAUUUGGGAGGGAACUCGCUUGGAUCACUGACUAUAACGACUAUCGCUCAUGGUUAUACGGUUCGUCUCGUGAGAUGAGUGAGCAGGCCAUUUGGUUUGACACGGCAGAUGGGCGGUAUACAUUUGUCGGUAGUGCUGAGACGAACGGAUUUACUCCUCAGUUUCCUGCCGAAGAACACGAUACGAGAGACAGGCGCCGAGUCACAUACGACUGGAAAGUUUUGAUGAAUGCGCUCUUCGCGGAAGAAGUCUUUGUGCGGCGAAGACAUCCGGGCCCGUCGUUCUAUGAGCUUGGAGAGCAAGGCAUGCAUGACAUUGUGGCUGGGGAGGAUCAGUCAACGGACCUAAGGACGGUCCUGGCUGAGAGGUUUAAGCCGCUGUACGCCGUUGCUUUCCAAGAGAGGUUACGUCGUGCAUUCAACAGGGAGGGUGUAGAUCUCUACACCCAUGACAGCUUUACUAGCAUGUGUAAUGCGAAUCAGCAACUAGAUUACCACAUUGAGAAAACUGGAUGCGGGUGGAUGAUGGAAUGUAGGUUCGAAAGACUGCAAGCUUUCUUGAAUGGUCUUUUGAAGCUAGAGAGGAAAAGAUGGGACCGGGAUAUUACAGGACGACAAGCUUACAUGAGGCUUGUGUAGGAAAGGCAUUUAACCAAUUUUCGAAAUCAACAAAUGCUCCAACAUACGUUUGGUGUGAAUGGAUUUGACUCUCUAUUCUAUACUCUAAGAAACCAAAAAAGGUUCUCUGCAGAGUCAAUAUAACACAACGCUGAUAGCAUCGUGAAAGUGCUGAACCUAACUACGCCGUGAUUGGGUGGGUUGCAGCUCAUGGGAAGAGGACGUCUCAGUCGGAGCACUUGGUUCUGCCUUCUUCCAAACUGAACCACGCAUACUUUCUGGUACCGUGAUAGCGAAAACGCUGAGGAAGAGCCCAAUGCCACUCAAUAUGACGCAGCUGUAGUACACACUUCUGUAUCCAAU
Molecule: messenger RNA, 1783 nt
Organism: Alternaria alternata
Lineage: Eukaryota; Fungi; Ascomycota; Dothideomycetes; Pleosporales; Pleosporaceae
Exons: 1
Coding region: 473-1441 (322 amino acids)
Molecular function (GO): protein binding
Source: RefSeq, a predicted model, not a curated record